This is a messenger RNA of Nezara viridula (southern green stink bug), 13571 nucleotides long. The record is from the annotation of a GenBank genome assembly. NCBI's taxonomy places the organism in Eukaryota, Metazoa, Arthropoda, Insecta, Hemiptera, Pentatomidae.
AUGCGACCUAUACUGAUGUUCUUUGGCAAACACGCAACGCAAAUGGGGGAUGACAUCACUAGGGACAGGCAGUUAGCUCACCCAGUAACUAUUUCAUCAACCCUACUACCAAUACCAGAUAGUGGAACAGAGUCUCUUACCAUUUUGGACAGUUUACUGAAAGAGUUCUUUGAUUACAAGACCUCAAAUGAGAGAAAACAAGAAAUAGAAACAGUGCUUGGCGAGUUUGGCAGCCAAAGAGAUGCCUGGAAACAUUGCAUCUAUUACUUAAAUAACACAACUAACAAUUUCAUAUGCAUGUUUUGCCUUGCUACAUUAGAGAAAAUAAUCACCAAACAAUGGAUGCAGCUUAUGUGGGAAGAAAGAUCCCAGUUGCGUACCCUUCUUUACCAAUAUACACUUCAGAGACAUGCUCUUGUUCCUGUCUUCAUUAGAAACAAACUCCUGAAACUAGUUGUUGAUAUUGCUAGAUAUGAUUGGCCUCAUUUCUAUCCAGAUUUCUUCUCUAAUAUUCUCACACUGAUGGAGGGCAGUGACACUAGAGUUCUGGGGCUGGCAUUUCUGCAGACUGCUUCUGAGGAGCUCAUCUGUCCGCGAGAGGAUCUCAGUGUUUCUAGAAAAGAGGAACUCAAGAGACUGUUUUUAGCACACAUUCCUCAAGUAUUCAACAGUAUUACAGGACUGCUCGAUGAGGCUAAGAACAAAGGAGGCAACGACAGCACGGUGAUAUUGGCUAACCUCCAAGCGUUAGCUCACCUGUUCUCAUGGAUUCCAUUGGCGGAUGUCAAUUGUCUUCAAUUGCUUUCAUUAGUGACUCACUUCGCCUUACAGCCCGACACAUGUGGCCUCCAUGGACUGUCUGCACUGAACGAACUGUUAUACAAUAAUUGUGUUCCUACCACAUUCCAGAAUGCGCUGCUUUCUCUGUGCAGCCAUAACAACACACUUCUAAGGACAGCACUGUCAACCAACAUGGCAGAGCUUGAUCCAGAGUAUGAAGAGGUGUUAGUUACCUUAGUCCAUGCCCUCCUGAAGAAACUUCAAGGACAUCGUGACUUGGACAAUGAAAUACUUGAUAGUGAUGAAGAAACUGAGAGGCAGAAGUUCCUGAGACAAAUCAUUGAAGUUAUUGCAAAGGUGGCAGAGCUGGCUCCAACACAGACUUGCACACUUGUAUUGGAAUGCUGGCAGCCACUCAUGUCCCAGUAUUCCACCCUACUCUGCUCUGGAGCGACAGAGAACCCUGAUGGAGAUUGGGUUGCCGACUGCGCUGCGCUGACUCAAUGUGUGGCUCGCCUUUACUCACAGAUGUUAGUUGCUGCUGUUCCUCACAACCUGGCCUCAUUAUUUGCCAACUUAGCAGCCCAAGCGACUCAGUCUCGCCUCCAUGACCGUCCCCAGUAUGGUAACAUGCGAACUGAGCUAAUCGAGUUACAUAGCCAGAUAGUAGCAGGACUGUCAGCAUGUAUGUGCGAGAGUGUCGUGGAGACCAGCCUCACUGCCAUCUUGCCCCUUCUCACGGAGCCGACAGCCUACAGGCUCCAGCAUUCAGCUGCCCAUGUCCUCAACACGGUCUGCCUCCAGCGUGCGCCGCAGCGCUCACUAGAUCAACUCUAUAGUCUCUUCACCACCAAUAUCUCACAUUUGCCCAAGGAUACACUUAGCAUCGUCUACUGUGCACUGGUCCGAUGCCUUCUCUCCUGGAAGUGGGAAUCAGACUCAACUAGGGUGCAACUGUUGGCUGGCUUGGUUGAGUCGAUGUCCCCGACCGGCGGCCAGGUUCAAGACCUGACUCAUAUCACAGCUGUUCUCCUCCAUGCCAAGCCUGACACCUCAUCAGCUAAGAAGCUUCUCUUCACCGCUGUUCAGCCAGUACUGCAACAAGUGUUGAACGACUUCCCGAGGGUGUUAAAAACGAAGCCCGAGCAGUGUGACGCCAUGUUGACCCUCUUCUUGGAAGCAUUCAGAGCUCUGCAGCACCAGAUGGGAGCACAGUUCACCCAGAGAGCUGUCCAUACUUUUAUAUCCUGCUUUACCCAGUGUGAGAUCUCCGAGGUGUCUUGUGGAGUGGACAAGUUGCUGCAGCUGUUGACGCUGGUUAUAGAGCAGCCUGCUGCCUCAUUCAAACACUUUGUUCCCAGCUGUAUUGCGCUCUGCUUAGAGAACAUCCUGCCAUCGGGUGCUGUACAGGACUGUCAGCCUGUAUUAGAACAUGGUGACCAGCUCGCUGCUAUCUUGACAGCAUUUGGGCAGUCGCUGACUCAGCCUGACCUUUCAAUAUUCUCACAGAACCUGCAAGCGCUUGAGUCUAUCAACCAUAAGUGGAAGCUUUACCACAAGGAUAUGUUUCGAGUACAAUUCCUGGCACUGCUGCUUACAGUGUUGUUGACCAAUUUGAUAAAUAAGACCCAUGCGCUGUUCAAUGAGGAGAUAGCUACAGCUAUCUACAAUAUGGCUGCUGUUAACUUUGACACUUUCUUCAACUCAUUUCUGCCUCAGUUCCUGUCACAAACAUCCGGCUUAGAUGACACCCAAAGAGACAUCUUGAAGAAAAACAUCAAACCGGACACUGACUUACCAUCAUUCACUCAAAACAUCUUCCGCUUGGCUAAUGAUGUGCGAUGCUACAGACUAUGCAACCAAGGCGCCAACUGAGCACAGCCCGCGCCUCAGCCUGGCCCGUCUACACCGGCCCCUGCCGUUACUGUCUAGCCGAGGCGUGGACUACAUUCUGUGUGUGCUUGUGUUUCUUUUUUACAUUCUAUACUGACCUGUUUAUUUGUGUCAGUGUUAUAGUGUAGCCAGUAUAGGCCUGGGCUGAGCGCGCUUGAUAUAAUAAUCUAUUUUUUAAUGUUUAUUGUAGAAUCUCUGAAUAAUUGUCUCCUUCUUUAUCCAUUAUGCAGGGUGAAUGAGCAAUUAUUGACUAAUCUUUAUCAUUGUAGGACCUGUUUGUCAUGGAGAACUUGAAAAUUAUUUCUUGAAACCAAGAGAGCUUAUCUUGUUUGAUUGCUGAUAAUAAAAAAAAAUUUGCUGUUUUAAUUUGCUUUUGAAUUCAACUGAUUGUUGCUUUGUGUAAAUGGUGAAGGAAUAUGCCCCCCUUUUUUUUUUUUUUAAUAAUGUUCGAUGUGAAUCUCUUAUCUGUGACCAAUUUUUUCUUUGCCAAAUAUGUUUACAUAUAUAUAUAAACAGAUUGAAAUUGUGAAGUUUGGUACAGUAGUGGUAUAACCAUAGACAAAGGAUUACAACCUGCUUACUUUUACUUAAACAUACUUGCUUCUCUUGAAUCUGUCCAGCAGUUUAUGCUGCUUCACAUUCCUGCAUGUUGUAGUUGGUUGGUGGUUUUAGUUUCUCCAUUCGCACAAAUUAAGUGAUUGGUGUGCCAUUCUUGUUUGUUUUUUUCUCAUGAUAGCUGGCGUGUAUUAGGUGCAUUUUAUUUUCAUUCUUAUUUAUUCUUUACUAGUCAUGAUUAGAGUGAAGAUGUGACACUAUAACUAUCUAGUUUUGAUUCUAGUUAUAUUUUGUGAUGGAAUUUGACGGAAAACGAAUUUAUUUUUGAGAAAUAAAUUGAUUUAAAUUCUACUUACAUGGCUAAGUAGGCAUGCUUUCGUUGCGGAACAAAAAUUACCAUUUUUAAGUUCCUUUAUUCAUGUAUUGAUGUGCAAUUUUUGUUUUAUAUUUUUGUAAUUAUUAAUGUGUUUGAAAUUUAUGUUUUUGAAGACAUUUCUUGAAGGAGCUGUGGUUUAUAAGAGCAUUCGAAUUUAAAUAUCACCUGAUUAUUUAAAAGUUAAAUAUAAUAGAUAUUUUAUGAGACAUGUUUUAAUCUAAUUGUGAUAGGAUUUUACCUUUGUAAAAUAAUUUUAAAGAAACAUUUUUAAUAGAUUUAAGAUAUAUAUUAAUAUAUAUAUAAGUAUGCUACUGAUUUACUCAAGGUUUUCCAUUAGAAAAACUAUAGAUUAAAGAGAAAUAUUUCCAUUUAAUAGCUGAUAAAAACCAUAUAUUAUUUUAAAUUAAAUAAUCUCAGUUUAUUAAAUUGCAAGGUAAUUUAUUUAUAUUCUUCUGUUCAUCCAGGUUUUAAUAAUGUAUUGUGACGAUUUAUUAUUUUUGUUUGGAUACAAUAAAAGUUGUAUAAGUUUGUUAAACAUAGUAAAACUACCAAUAUAAUUUAUUACUUUGUGUAAGUUUUUACGAACUAUUUCAGUUAAUUGUGUUCAUUGUUCUCAUAUAAUUUUUAUUUAUUUUUUUUUCAAAUUUUGUAUUACAAAUUUAUAUUUAUUAAUAAAAUUCAAUCUUAAAAAGAAUAUCUACUUUGUUUUAUCUGUACCCCAAUUUUGGCUUUCCAGCUUGACUAUUAUAGAUAGUCAGUGACAAAUGAUAAUUUUGUCAAGGACCAAUCAGAUUAUAUAUUAUUUACUUGUAACACAAAAUUUGAAAUCUUAACUCUACUUAGAUCUAAUUAUUCAUCUGGAGCAUAUGAUCAGUUGAGAAUAUAAGGUUCUCAUGAUUCUUAAUUAUAACUCAAACUCGUCUUUGCUGUGAAAUGCCAUACAAUACAAUACAUAGAAUUUAAAAAUACAGAAAUUAUGUAGUAGUAGCUGUAAUACAUUUUUUUUUUCUAAGCCUAAGGAGGAGCCAAGCUUACAUCGCGGACACCUCCAAGGCAUGUUUAAUCACUGAAUACUCUAACAAUUUGAAUACAGGAGCAAAGACCAUGUCCACUCGAUAAGAGUGACAAAUACCAUACAAUAAAUAAAAUUUAAAAAUAUAGAAACUGUAGCAGCUUCAAUAAAUUAUUUUCAAAACCAGUCAUUACAUUAAGAUGAAUAGGGACUGCACAAAAGUCUAAAAAGUAGAGGGGCAAUUCCUCUUUCAACUGCUAAUAUUUUGGAAAAGCUGGGUAUUGAAAGGAAUCAGCUACAGAGCAUGGUCGAAUCAAUAAUUUUAGACUCGCUGGGAAUCCUGCACCAUCACCUAUAUUCAUUCUGGCCAUUGCUCCAUGAAUUCUAGGAACAGAAAUGAGGAAAAAAUAAAACAAUAAAUAAAUGAUAACAUUAGACAUUUAGGAUGGUAGUCUCCUAAAGCUUUAUCCUUUUUAUGUUCUUUUAUUAAAUAUUAUCAAUUAAACCGAUCAGUAUACUGUCAUUUAUAGCAACUCAUACAGUUAAGCAGCCUUAGAACUACGUAGAUUCAGGAGUGAGUUAGACGAACAGAUGUCAUUUAAAUAUAUAAAAAAGAAAGAGCAUUGCAGACUUGCGAUUCAAAGAGACCCAUUAGGAAUGUAGCAUACUUAAUAAUGGAUUUUUUAAAGGGAUCCAUUUUAUGAAUAGAGUUAUAAGGGACAAGAUAAAAUGGUGGAGAUGUGAAUUUCAGAUUAAACUUGAUAGUUCUGCUAGAGUAUAACUCCAUAUAUUCUGGGGCUAGUUAUAAGAUGUACAACAAAGUAAGGAAUAAAAACAUAUUAAAUGAAUUAGACUAGCCUCUACAGUGUGGUAGAUUUGUAAGAGAGAGUUUAAUAAACAAUGAGAAAAAAUUAAUAAUAACGUUGAAACUUUCAUAAUAUGGAAAGAAAAUCAUUAAACAAUAAGUUAGCAUCUUUUGAAAAUGGGGGGGGAGAAAGCCUGGAACAUCAAAGUAAUAAAGGAAAGCAAAAAAAUAAUAUGAAGAACUUGUUAAUCCUUCCUGCAGAAUUUUAUAAUAAAAAUGAGGAGCAGGCCUUUGGGUAGGAUACAAUUUAGAAAAAAGUUAUUUUUUCUUUGUUAUUGGUAUUUAUUAAUUUUUUUAAAUAUUUUAAUAUCUAUACUAUAAAAAAAAGUAUAAAUACCAUUGUUCUAAUUAUUUGUCUUUUGCACAUAUUUCACUUAACUCGUACUUAAAGUAGAAACACAUAAACUGUACUCUUAUACAAUGAUUGGAACUAAUCAUACUAAAUUAAAAAAAGAUGGAUAGGUAAUAGACAAAAUAUAAUGUGCACGCCCAUUCUCAAAACAUAGUCUGUCUGAUUGGAAACUAACAGGCUAAGUAUUAACCUACCUUAGUACUUCUAUUAUUGCAACAAUAACAACAGUUUAUUCACUGCCUUCAAUGAGUAAAAUACACUUUUACAAAGACCUUCCUCAACAUAAACUUAUCAAUAGUGAAACAAUAUUAAAAUUGUUAAUUAACAAAUAAUCCUAACAAGGAAUAUUAUGUAAGACAUUAUUAAUAAAUACCUUUUUUUUUAAUUCUUUAUACAUAUAAACAUAUGAACAAUUAUCUUACAAAAAUAUAAAAUUAGAUUAAAAACAAAACAAAAAAUUUACAUUACAAAUUAUCAAAGCUAGGCAGUAAGUAACAGAGUAUUAGGAGAAAGAUCUGCUCCUGUUCACAUAAACAUGACUCGAGGGCAAGUAAGAUACAUCCAACACCAAUUGUCAAGAUUUAGGAACAUUUCAGCAUAAUAAUUACUUUAAUACGUUUUAAUGUUGCUAUAUCAUCAUCAUCGAUAAUAAAGUUUGUUGGAUGAAAGGUACUUCUUCAAUACACAUCUCAUUCUGCAACUAUGAAUUAUUACUCCAAGGAAAUAUCGAAAUACAAGAUUUUUUAACAACCUAGCUUAACAGAAGCAUUUCCACUUCUCUUAGGCAAAUGAUAGAUAUAAAAUUAAAUCAAAUGAUAUUUCAAUAUUAUUGAAAUGUAUAAAAUAGAAAAUGCAUUUUUAUAUUUAAAUGCCCAACAUGCUGACAUUUCAUGCCAAAUGUAUAUAGUUAGCAUUUCCUUGGUCUAAAGAUCAAUAAAUAAAUAAAACCAAGAGCAGGACUGAAGACAGCUUUGAUAUAAAACAUUGCAAGUAGAAAAAAUAAAGCAAACAACAUAAACUAUAUAAAAAUCAAUAAGUACUAACAACACAGUUUUAAUAAAUAUGAUGAUUUCAUUCCAUUGAAAUACUUUUUAUACCAUACUUUAAACUUCAGAAAGAUUAAGAUAAGGAAGUGUGUCCUAUCAUGGAGCACAGCAUGAUUCAGUAGGAUUUCAGGAAAAGCAUUUCAAGUUGUCUUUCCUUUUGAAAUUAAAAUAGGUAACGGUAAUGAAUAAAAACCUAAUAUUUGCAGUUUUAACAGUCAUUAAAACAUAUUAAAAUAAUAUACAAAUUACAUCUUGACAAUCAUUUGACCAGAGAACAAAAUUUCAUAAGAAACUUAGUUAGAAAAUCUUACAUAAAUUAAUUAAUCACAUAGACCUAAAAGGAUGAGUAAAAUAAUCAAUUGAGCAAAAUAAAUACUUGAUGUUUAUAAGGCUCAAAAAAGAAAAGAUAUGAAUCACAGUCUGUAAUUAUAUUAUUAUUAAAUAUAAAUUAUAUUCUCUUGAAGAGAGCAAGCCAAUCGAUUAGAAGAGAGUUUAACACAAAUAAUUACUAACAUAAUACUUAUAUUACAACACCCUUUGAUGUCUACUUUGCUGAGAUAUCUCAAGGGGUCAGUUAAAAAAACACAACUAAAUGUAAAACAUAAAAUAAAAUGAACAAUUAUGACUGCAAAGUGAUAGCCUCUUAUAUUGUCCAUAUAAUAAAAUAAACUUUUGAUGGGAAAAUAUGUUGGCUAAUCUAAUAAGUGAUAAACAGCCAAUCAUAUUGUCAUUUCCAUGACAUAUACCUUUCAGCUAGGUAUAUAAAAUUUAUAUAUAUAUUUUUUUUAUUGCUGCUAGGUUUAUUUUAAGUAUAUAGUGUUUAAAAAUCAAGAAACAACGAUAAUAAAAAUUCUCUCAAGCUAAUGAAACAUACGGAAUUAAAAAGAAAAAUUUCAUUUGGAAAACUAUAUCCACAGAAAAACAAUAAAUUCACUUACACUUUAAUAAUUUGAAAAAAAUAUAUAUUUCUGGGCAAUAAUAUCGCUACUGUUAGUUCAAAAUGUCAUAUCUAACGGAAACAAUUUUACAUGUUUAUUCUCUUUGAACUAAAGGUGACAUUUAGUAGUCUGCAACUGCUGUAAGUAGUCUGCCAAAUAGAAAAAUAAUAGAGAGAAAUAAAAUAUGAAAUUAUCCUAAUAAAUUAUAAAGAAAUAAUCGUUUUGUAUGCCCUCCUUAAAAAAAAAAUUAAUUUUGACAUACGACCUUUUGCACUAACUGUAGCGAUAUGCAAAAUUUUGAAGAAAUAAUAAAAUAUCAUAAUUCAGCUAGGUUAACUAAUCAUUCAUAUCAAACAUGCACACAGCAAGCAAACUACCUUAUAGAAUAUCUUGAUGAGAUCAUAAAUAGUUGGAUUACAGUAAAAGAUAAUCCAAGCAAAGCAACCAAAACUUCAGGUGAUAAUAAAUUUCUAGAAACAAAUCCUAAUGAGUGUUAACAGAAAACAAGCUUUGUAAUAACUUAUAUUUCAUUAAUAACGAUAAGCAUAACAGAAUAUGUCUUUUAUAAGAUUCCAUGCAGAUGGCUCACAACAAAACUAAGCAGCAUUAGAGUAAUUUGAACCAAGCUGAUGAAUAGUUUUUAGAUUACGAAAUGUUAUACCUUAAAUCAACAGUCCUAACAACCAAAUAACAAUAAUGAUAGUAAAAACUGACAACAAACUACGUAGGACUGGCCUCAAUAAGGUCGAGCAGGUGUUUGAUGUUCUUGACAUGGCCAGAGAGGUGAUAGAUGGGUGCCAUAGCCUUGGAUAGCUCUUCACAUUUAGCCAUCAGUUGGUACAUAGCCUUGAUGUUAGCAUCAAUGGCAUCACAAGUCUUGCAAACGACACCUGUAUACACCUCCAAGCAGUCUACUGUCAGAGAAGAUAUGUCAUGGAGGGUAUCAGAGAGAGAUUCAGUAAGCGAGUCGACCGAGGCAGCAACAGCGCAGGCCUCUGACUCGAGGGCAGCAAGGAUCCCUCUGGGUGAGGCUAACCUUAGCUUUGCUUCCAAGUCAUCAGCUACAAAGCUAAUCAUCUGACCCUCUUUGGUCACAGUGCCCUCGAGUCUGUUUAGCAGCUCAAGCUGGCUAGGUCGACUGCCUCCAACCUCGACGACACUGCUCUCGCAGAUCUCGCUGUAAGAUGCUGUCAUGUCUUCCAUGUCCCCACUGCUCAUUUCCGCUAUAGGGCAAAAUAUGUAUUAAUAUUUAAACAAAUAUAUACAUAUAUUAAAUAGUUAACAUGUCUUCAUAUAUACAAUAUAAUUUAAGUUUAAAUAAAAGUUUUAAUCACAAAAACAGACAAUUUUCAAAAUUGAUAAGACCAAAUUAAGACAAGGUAAUAAGAAAGGAGGCUGAAAGUGAUUUAAGAAAAUGCAUAAUAGAGUUGAAGGAAAUAGUAGAUAGUAAGAAGCGAUAGAUGGAUCUAUCAAAAGAUGGAGUAGAUAAAUAAGGAAUGUUUGAGAAUAAGACUUUUUGGGCUAAAUAAUGUGACAUACCGCACACUUACAAGGCUGCAAAAUUAAUACGACUUGAUCACUAUGAAGAAUUCCAGAAAACAAACUGCAUAUCAUCAAAUCCCACCAAUAAUCAAAAGCAAUAAUGAGUUAAUAAAAUUCAAAUAUUUUUAUUGAUGUUGCCAUAUAAGUUUUUAUUAUUCAAACUAAAACUUAAAAAUGUUAGUUUUCUUUUUUAAUUAUCCAGCAUCAAUAAAAAUAAUGAAAUACUUACCAUAUAAUCUUGACAAAUAUAUUGAUCAAAGCUUAACUGAAACAAAGUUUUAUCAAGUUCCUAAAAUACUUAGAAAAUUAAGAAUUAACAUUUGAUGGCACUGUCCUUAUCAUAACCUAAAUCUGCCCUCACCAUUUUCAGUCUAGGGCCAGACUAGAGUCCUCUUCCAGUAAAUAAUGGUAAUGUUUUCUUCUAGGCAUUUGUGAUUUAACUUUAAAACAUUAAUUCUUCAAAUGUUAUGAUUUCAGUAAGUUAAGAAAACUUCAGGAAUAUACAGUUUAUCACACAUAUUUUGUAACAAUAUUUUGAGUUUUCAAAAUAAAUAAAACAUUUUUUUUUUCAAUCCUGAUGCAAUAUGGGGAAAUUACUGUAUCUGUUUUGAAUCAAUUUUUCUUUCAGAUUUUAGAACUUAUAAUUAUAAAAAUCAUGAAAUAAAAGUUGUUUUUUAAAAAAAAAACAACAGAAAAAGCUAUAAAAUUUAAGCAAUAGUAUUCAACUCUCCAAUCUAUGACUCAAACAAGAUUUUCAAGUAUUGGAAUUCUUUUGAGAAUUGGAAUGAAAUAACAUGCUGCAAGAAAGAUACGUCAUUUAUCAAGAACCAAUAAAAACAUUGGACUGAAUCUUCUGGUUCAACCAUAAUUUAAGGCUAGAUGGUGAUCUUAUGUUUUAAUAUUAACCUAAUACCUGAGAUAAUUUUUUUUUCCAAUUUUAUUAAAUCUAAAAAUUUAUCCUAUUACAAUCUUAAAAAUUAAAUUAUAUUGAUAUUUACAAUAAAUCAACCAAAUCCAUUCAAUAUAACAGUAUACUAUUAUGGAACAGAGGUUAGCAACCAAAUUACUCAAUCUAAUAUCAACAAAAUCAUAUAGUCAUGACAAGCCCCAGGUUUGGCAAAUUUAAACAAGAAAAUGUCGGAAUGUGAUGAAAUAUUGAAUUAUCUAUCAGAAUUUUAUUCAAAAUAAAAAAUCUGGCGCGCGCAACACACAACUUUCACUUACCGCUCAACUUUGAAUAGAAAUUAUUUUCUGACCAUGUUGGGCUAUUAUAAAAUUUUUGAAUUGCAUUUUUAACCGAGCUAAAGCUAAAAGCUCACAGCUAACAAAUCAUAAAUACCACUAAAAUAACUAAAGUCCUAUUUAUUACAUCACCGGUUGAUUAUGGAUUGUAUGAUUCGUUGAUUAUAGGUUGUACAACUAAUAGUUAUUAAACUGUUAUUUUCCAUUGCAAAGUUUACUAAAAUGGAAUUAAGAGAUUUGCAUUGUCUGUCAUAGACAUGUCAAAAGUUGUCACACUAAUUGUAAGUGGAUAAUGUUGGAAUAUCACAAAGGGAAAAUUCAUCAAAUUAUUCACUAAUUUAAUUUUCUAAAAGGUUACAUGAUGAUUUUUCGGAAUAAACGGACGAUAGAUACCUAAUUAUUUAAAUAUAAUAUCAGAUCUAGAGUUAUUAAACUACAGAAAUAUAUUUAAAGUUAUAAACCAUGAAAUAUUUUUAUAUUUGACUUCUUCUUUCACACAAGUACAAUGAAAUAGUAUCUUAAACAAUGUCAUUGCCUUGAUUAGGUGGAUUUUAAAUACUUUUUUCAAACCUAAAAAUAUUUUAAAAGUUUACAUUUAGUUAGUGAAUUUCAUUCAAUUUCCUUGAAAACAUGUGAUUUAUGUUAAAUAUUAUUAGCUUUCAAAAAUUAUUAUUUAUAAUUUUUUUGCCACUCUCCGUUACCUUCUACAACUUUCUAUAUUAAAUAUUGUUUUUUUUAUAAUUCUCCACUUUCCAAUGAUACCUUCUCACUAGUAUUUCCAGAAAUUUUCGACCUGGAUAAGCAUUUUUAUUUUUUUCUCUUUUAUUUAAUUAUCAAAUUCUUUCAAAAGUUAUAUUCAGCAUUUUUUCGUAACUCUUAAUAAUGAGAAAUAGUUAAUUAUUUAAAAAAACCAUAUUAAAGGUACUUUACAGGAAGACAUAUAUGAACAUUGGGCAUUUAAGCCCUGUAAAGUGACAUCAAUGGGGAUAAGACCUAAAUGAUAUUAAACAUCACUUAAUUAUACAAUGAUACACCGAGUUUAAUCAAAAUCGUUAAGAGCCAUUUUUGAGAAAAUUGUAAAAAUGUGUAUCACCGUUCAUACAAAGUGGCAUUUCCGGUUAGCCGAUUUCAAGGAAAAAGUUGCUGUCACAUCUAAGGCAUAUACCUAUCUUAAAUACAUAAUAUCAGUUUUGUGCGACUUUUAGUUUUUGAGCUAGACUGUUCACAUACACAUUGUACAUUUUGCAGGACUUGAUUAUUUGGACUCAGGGUACCUCAAAACAUGUAUUUCCAUUGAAAACUCAGAUUCGAAAAUUCUCAUGAUCGCAAUACUUUCCCUUACUAUAUAUUACAUAUAUAAGUAAGUGAAAGUAAAAAUAACUUGAUGCUUCAUAAAAUAAAAAUUGUAAUAAAUCCAAGAUGAGGGAAAGGCUCUUCAUUUAAAUUCAUAGGAUUUAAAAAGAAAAACAAUUUUGUCUUUAUUAUUUAUUUUUAGUUUUUAAUGUAUUUAUAAUUUGUUUCAGGUGUAUUCUGUUAUAUAUGGUAAAAAAACUUUUUAAAUAUUAAUUAUGCUAAAAUAAGGAAAAAAAACUCUAAAACAGACAUUAUUAUAAUUAACAUUAACAAAACAUUUUCUAGGAAUCAGGAAAAGUAUGUCUUUCUGAGCCAACAAAAGUUUCGACGUUUGGCCAUUGUGUGUAUUCUCUAUCCAGCGCAACUGUAGUGCGAAAUAUAUUCAAAAUGUAUUUUUUCCAUUCAAUAAUUAACAGCUAACACAAAUAGGUGAAGUUAUUAAUUUUAUAACCUAUAUAAUAUCUCACCCAAUUUCUUAUAUGUGUACAGCAGAAACAGUAUUCAGGUUAAUACUUACUAUUUGAGCUCUGUACGCUACUUACCUUACUGUAUUUAUCAUAUAUGAUAAAUUGUAAAUUAAUCGGCAUUUUAAAUUAAUUUAUAAAAACUAAAAUUUGGAAUCAAAGAAACAAGUCAUGUACAGAUAAAAAUUAAGCAUGUUAUAAGACUUUAAAUGAAGAAAGUUGCCAACCUGUGUUCCAUAUAUUUACAAACUGAAAAAUUCAUUACCUCUCUCCUAAAGAACCCGGCAGUAACGGAAGGAAUCCUCUAAAACUGGACAACAAUUUACUUCCUACGAAAGAUCAACAACAUUAUAUUUCAGUAUUUAUAAUUCCUUUUCUACUUUGUAAGAUGGCUGUUUAAAAAGAAGCGAUAGUUCAAAAGAGAAAGAAAAACAGGGCGCAGUUAAUAUCAUUGUUGCCCUGAACUUAGAGGAGAACCAGCCACUACUGGACGCCACUGCUCCCUACAUAUAUUGAUUAGAUAUAAUCAAGGAAGCAUAUUACAUUAUGUAAGCAUGUGUUAAAUUAUUACAUAAACUAAAACUAAAACAUGCUUAUUUACAAGGCGUUGGAAGAUAUAGAUAUUCCAAUAUUGCCUGUUCCAACACCAAAUUGUAAUAACUCUCAUACAUAAUUUAAAUUUAAGUUGAUUAAUAUUUUCAACAGGCUGGUUACAGGAGAUGAUGCGUAGCAGAAGCAGCCAAUAGAUAUAGAAGAGGUAGCGUCAUACCACCAACCACCAUGACAGUUAGCAUCUACUGUUUCUGUUAUCUCGACGCUAUAAAUAUUGAAAAAUGUUUCAGUAUACCUUGUUCUUAUGGCCGUCAAACAUGUAUGCUCUCACUUCUUCAUCGGCUUGAAUCACAGAAUCAUCAGAGCGCUCUGACUCUUGUCUUGUUCUUGGUCGGUAGCUGUCUAUUCCGAUUCUACUAUCUACCUUCCUUUCAACCUUUCUAGCAUUACUUCCCCUCCUAGGAGAAACCUGUUUAACUAACUUUGCAGAACUGAGGUGUUCCUUUGAGAGAGAAAACUGUUUACUUUCUCGACUGUUAUCUAAUCUAGAGCUAAGGCUGUGGCUCGUCUUUACUGUUGAGCUCGUCUGUGUAGUUUUUCU